AUGACGCAAUUAAAACAGAAGCAUCCUGAGCCACAACCUGCAAAGCUCGGAUCGGUAUUAUUUGGCCCGCUCAAUGACGAGAUACCCGAAUCUAUUUACUCACAGAUCAAUGGUGAGAUGGUUAGACAAGCCGCUUUGAGAACAAAGGGAUCAGGAGGCCCGUCGGGUGUCGAUGCCAACGGCUUUAGAAGAAUGUUGGCAUGUAAGUCCUUUAAGCAAUCAUCUACGAGACUGUGCGAAGCUAUAGCCAGAAUGACCAAUACUUUGUGCACACAAUAUAUCGAUCCUACCACUAUUGAAGCAUUGAUUGCUAGUCGUUUAAUUCCCCUAGACAAAGGCGAAGGUGCGGUAAGACCUAUCGGAGUAGGAGAGGUAAUAAGGAGAAUAAGUGCAAAAUGUGUUAUGAGCUUUGCAAAGAAGGAUGUUGUGGAAGCAAGUGGAUCGUUACAAUUAUGCGCCGGGCAAAAGUCUGGAAGUGAGGAUGCAAUACAUGCAAUGAACACCCUGUUUGAAGCUGAUGACAUUGAUGCUGUUUUACUUAUUGAUGCUUGCAAUGCAUUCAAUGCACUCAACAGAACUGUGGCUCUGCAUAACAUCCGUGUGUUAUGUCCGAUAAUCGCUGCCUACGCUAUAAACACCUACAGACAGCCAACUCGGCUGUUUAUUGUUGGCGGCAAAGAGAUUGCCUCAGCAGAAGGAACCACACAAGGAGAUCCUUUGGCAAUGGCCUUUUAUGCGAUAAGUACCCUGCCUUUGAUCACGAGUCUACAGGCUGCUUCUACCGUGAAGCAGUGUUGGUUCGCAGACGAUGCGAGUGGAGCUGGUCGUGUGACACAAAUCAAAGAUUGGUGGGAUGCAUUGGAUACUCUUGGUCCAAACUUGAGAUAUUUUCCGAAAGACGAGAGAUGCUGGAUUAUUGUUAAGCCCGAAAAGGAAGAAAGUGUGAGAGAAGUCUUCCAUGGAACGGAUAUCAAUGUAACAGUGCAUGGGCAGAAACAUCUGGGAGCAGCGCUAGGUUCACGAGAGUAUCUGGAGGAAUAUGUUAAUGAGAAGGUCUCUAAUUGGGUCAACAAAGUGACAGAAUUAGCCGAAUUUGCACUGUCCCAACCAAAAGCGUCCUAUGCCGCAUACACAUUUGGUUUGAAACAUCGUUGGACCUACUUCCUAAGAACCCUGCCAGACAUCCAGGACCUACUAGAGCCACUCGAAAAGGCAAUAUCGCAGAUUCUCAUCCCAGCUAUCACAGAUCACCAGCGCAAUCCACUCGGUCGGGACAUUCUAGCACUUCCAGCACGCCUAGGUGGCCUGGGCUUGGAAAAUCCAAGUCAUGAGGCAGAACGUCAGUAUGUGUCGUCAAAAAGAGUGACAGCACCCCUUGUUGAUCAGAUUGUAGCGCAGUUCCAUCAGCUACCCGACGAGUCGCAUAUAAAAUCAGCGCAACAAGCCGUUAUAAAAGAAAGAGUGCAAGAGUAGGAGGAGAGGGCAGAACGUAUUAGAGAGAGUGCACCACCAAGAAUUCAGCGUAUAUUAGAUGUGGCUUCGGAAAAAGGAUCAUCUUUGUGGCUCACAGCACUUCCCCUAAAAGAGCAGGGAUUCAACUUGAAUGAGAGAGAAUUUCGGUACGCCGUAAAGCUGCGCUAUGAUUGGCCAAUCGACGACAUCCCCUCCAUAUGUGUAUGUGGGGAUACAUUCAUGGUCGACCAUGCCAUGAUCUGCAAACGUGGAGGCUUUGUAAUUAUGCGCCACAAUGAGUUAAGAGAUCUGGAAGCGGAACUCCUCAACAUUGUCUGUAGUGACGUCCAAGUUGAGCCUGUCCUACAAGACAUCUCGGGAGAGCAACUAAAUGGAGGCUCGAACAGAGCACCUGAUGCUAGACUCGACAUUCGUGCUCGUGGGUUCUGGGAAAGUCAACGAUCAGCCUUUUUUGAUGUAAGGGUUUGUCAUCUCAAUGCUGAUUCGUACAAGGACCUGGAGCUACGCCAAGUCUACAAGAUACACGAAAACGAGAAAAAGCGCCUAUAUGCAAGGAGAGUGCACGAAAUAGAGCAAGGAACAUUUACGCCACUCGUAUUAACCACCACAGGCGGUAUGGGCAAAGAAUGUGUGAGAUACCAUAGUCGAUUGGCAGAGUUGGUAGCCAUGAAGAAAGGCGAAGAUUAUGCGACAACUAUGAGUUGGAUAUAGAGCCAGAACCUCAUUCGCUUUAUUGAGAUCGGCACUUACCUGCUUGAGGGGUUCAAGGGCAAGGAAAAUCAUGUAUGAUAUUAAGAACAUUGAUUUCAACAUUGAGAACGCCGAGAGUGCUAUCUCUCAAACAUUUUAGACUGUACAUAUACAAAGUUUAGUUGUUUAGUUAUUUAGCGGAAUAUCUUAGUUUAGUUAUUUAAAUUAUUAAAUUAAAUUAUUACUUAGCGGUAAAUAUUUUAAUUAUGUAGCGGUAUAUGUUCCAGAGUUUGUUUUUAAAAUUUAACUGUACAUAUCAACAAACAUUUAGACACUUUUUUAAUUAUACCCAAAGAACAGAUUAUUUAAUAUAGUCAUUGAUAACAAAAGAAUUAUUGUAUAUAAUGAAAUGAUGAAUAAAGUUGUAGUAUUAUUAUUAGUUGUAUAUAUAAGCUAAAUAUGCAUUUAAUAAAGUUUUCAUUAUUAUUAUUAUUAUUAUUAUUAUUAUUAUUAUUAUUAUUAUUAUUAUUAUUAUUAUUAUUAUUAUUAUUAUUAUUAUUAUUAUUAUUAUUAUUAUUAUUAUUAUUAUUAUUAUUAUUAUUAUUAUUAUUAUUAUUAUUGUUAUUAUUAUUAUUAUUAUUAUUAUUAUUAUUAUUAUUAUUAUUAUUAUUAUUAUUAUUAUUAUUAUUAUUAUUAUUAUUAUUAUUAUUAUUAUUAUUAUUAUUAUUAUUAUUAUUAUUAUAUCACUCUUAUCGGGUUUGUUAUACUGGGGGGCUUAGUCACCCACUUUUACUUCUGGGCGGGGGAGGGGGGGGGGGAGAGGCUGUAGCUCCACUAGUUCCCUGUUCCGCCGGCCCUUAUAGAUAUCUUAUGAAAAAAGUGUUAGCCCAGAUUACGUAUUGAGAAGGUGUGAACUGGUGUCCAUAAUGAAGACGUCUAUUGUAUCUUCGCGGUGAAUUAUCGCGAAUAGAGUAAAAAAAUCUUCAGUGUUUUCGACAUCUGGCAUCUUCGAACAGGAUCGUGAGUUUAUUAGAGAAAUUAUACUUGUGUUUACUGUGAUUUCAAUCGAAUUUGGCUUCAAAUUUCCAGAUGGAGGUAGCGUUUUCGCUGUAUCCAUAUUCAUGACUCGUUCCCAUACCUCACGAUAAAAAAUAAGAGGCGAAAAACCACGGGAAAAUCAUGAAAAAUACGGAAAAAUUACUGACGACGUGACUCCUGACCAACGGGAAACAGGUUCUUGUCAAAUCUUGUGGGUACCCCCCGAAAAGCCUCCCCCAGGGGAAACCACUGACUGGUGCAAUAUGGUCAGCGCCGUAAAUUUGUGCUAAAGGAUCCCCGGCUUUAAUUGGAAUAGGUCCCUGGUCGUGGCUAUUUAAUAAUUGAGACAGGGGAGGGAGGGGAGGCUACGUCAAAACGCGACGGCGGAGGGAGGGUGGCUACGUGAAAAACAUACAUCAUUUGCUGAAAUACUUCAACUUCGCCACUUUGUCACCCUUGUCCAGGGGCCUCCUGAUUGAUUUGGACCCCUGGCUUGAGCCAGGCGGCGCUCCAAUGAAUUACGCCAAUGAUUAUGGCGAUGAAUGUACUUGUCAAACAUCACACGUCCAAAACAAAACAAUACUGAUCAAUUUCAGCUACAAAUAUUGAAGAAUAUAUGGGGGAACAAAAUGGAAUUGUUUUUGUGGUGCAUACUCUCAUAUUUUUUUCAAAACAAGAAUAAAUUCGCGACGUUCUAGCUUGGACGUGAAAACGCACUAAAUGCCGUCCUAAACACAGCACGAACGGCAUAUAGUCUAAACCAGAGGUAAAAUUCCCACAUUUCACGCCAUUUUCACGUCUUUAACGCUAACCCAGGUUUAAAAUUUAACAUGCUGUUUUGCUUCGAGUACAUUUGCACUUCUUUUUAUUUCAAAACUUUGGGGGGGGGGGGGAACUUAUAUUGAUCGAGACAUGAAUUGUGGAAAAGUAUGUGCAUGUUUCUAAACAGGUUGUUGAGAUGGUUUCUCAGUUGAAACAUUCGUUAACCUAUAAUUAAGGUUACAGAACACCUUUGAGUAUUAAUUUUGCCUAAAAUUUUUUUAUUGGUUUCCAUGAAAGCAUUAUAUUAGUUCUACUAUCUGACCAAGUUUGAACGAAAAAUGUUCAAAACUCGCAGAGUUAUUUAAUAAAAUACAUUUCGCUGCAAUAAGAAAAACAUUGAAAAUGUAAUAUUCAAAUUCAAUUUUCUCCCGAAGAAUUUUACGGUAAUUACUGAUUUUCAAACGAGUUGUGCUCCUGCGGGUUUUAACCAAUCUUUCUUAAAUUUUCACAGCACAUAGCUAAAGACGUUAGUUUCAAAAUUGUGUUCGGCUUUUUUUUUAAUUUUGGAUAUUUUAAUAAUAAAGAGCAAUUCACUCAAACAAUUCAGAAAUAUAUUGCAGUCGUCAAAGAAACGCCAUAUCAGCGGAAUGACGAAAUAAACAAAAAUUUCCGAUCACAAUUUUUUAGAACAACUUUCUUACUGUAUAAAAAUGAUAUUUUCAUAAAUAUAACUUAAAACCAGCAGGAGCACAACUCAAAAGCGUAACGGUACCGCGAUUUAAGAUCUUCCUGAAUAAUUCUUACAUUAUUUUAUUGUUUGUUAAUUUUACAACUUUGCCAUAUUUUGCAUGCACUGGCGAACAUUUGGUGAAAAUUUGAUUAAAAUCGGACUGAUAUUGAGCGGGCAGUAGCGAUUCUCCGCAAAACGCCAAAAAGUGUGUCCUGUAACCUUAAGCCAACCGGCUUUCCAACAAUCGGCUCCGGAUAUUUAUCAUAAAAUAGUUAUUUUCCUUGCGUUGCGUUCCCCCGCAGCUCUAACACUCAUCAAUGCGUGGGGAUAAUCAAUUGUUAGUUAGUCUCACAUAAAUAACACAUGAACAGAAACACGUAUCUUAAAAUUUCUUAAAUGUAUGAAAUAACAUUGUAUUCUGACAAUGCAUACUUUGCUGAUGCGAGUUGAUAAUUUAGAACACAAAAAUACUAUUUCUCGGUGUUUUCCGCGGUCGUAUUUUUACAUUUUUACCUCUAAAAAAUUCAUUCGAAUAGUAGGUGACGGUAUAUUCUCGUUUGAGAGGGAGGAGGACUACACCCUCUUUGCCAAAUCCAUAUUUUCGAAAGAAUAUAUCUCUCAUAUUUUGAAGCAAUUACUUAAUUUGCAUGACCUUAGCUUACUCUAAUAAACCUGUAAAUCAAAAUCAAAUAUCCUGGUUCACUCUUUGUUUAGUCCCAAGCAGUCCUCGAAAUGUCACAGUGAUUGUUGAAGGAAAUGCUCUUGAUGUGUUAUGGAUGCUACCAGAAUAUCCACAUGGUAAAAUUAAACAUUAUAUAGUGUGGUGGAGAAGAAGUAAUAGAAACGAAAUUUAUAUGAAGGAAAAUGUCACCUCAAGUCCUUUCAUAAUAAAACAUUUAGGCAAGUAUUAAGUUAUAAUAGUUUUGUUUGUGGAAACACCACGUAAAUUUAUGCUAUUUAAGUAUUAAGUUACUACUAUGCUUGUCCAUUGUAAAAAAACAUCAUAGUUAAAAUAUUAUCCCAAGUUUAGAAAAAGCGAAGCCGAAUUUCAUGACAGUUUCUGCAAAUCCGAUGUCUGAAUCCAAGUCCCAUUUUAUUUGUAUCGAGGUUCAAUUAGUCAUUCAAAUCGGAAUCGAACUAAACUAUUUAUUUCAUUUUGAAUAAAAUCUGGCAUGCAUCAAGGCCGGCGAGAGGGGGGGGGGGUGGCAGAGGGUGCAAAAUACCCGGGGCCCGGAGUGCUCAGAGGGGCCCGGAAAUCGUCGUGAUCGAUCGUAAAACGUACCAAAUGUGAAAUAGAUGAUUUUUCGAUCGUUUCCUCAGCAAAAACAGUUAGCUGCACAUCGUUCACAUUGCGUUUUUAUCAGUUAUGCGGCGAUUUCUUGCAAGUAAUUCGCUGGUAAUUCUCUCGUUGAUUGCGAUUAAAAAUAGACUUUGGCGUGGCCAUGCGCCAGCGGGAGAGUCGAGGGGGACAGGGGGCCCGUGUUCAGCAAUUCGUCAUUUUUUCCGGGGGCCCGUGGUUGGCUCUCGCCUUGGCAUGCAUAAAUUUACAUAAUCAUCAUAAUUUUAUUUUUGUGGUGCCUUUCAGCGGAAUUCCAUUUCGGAAAAUCUAGAUUUCAAAAGUUUCUCGUAGGGGAGAAUCCCCCACCACCCCUUAAGUCGGUCUAAUUUAUUGAAUAAAAAUUCAAAACUAAAGGACGCACUCCAGGUGACUGUACUAAAUGUUCAUGAAUAUUAACACCAGUUUUAAUUCUGUAAAUACUAUGGCUUCCCAAUCAAACAACUGGACAUGCUGUUUAACACUUUAAUUAUGCCUAUAAUCACUUACGGCAUAGAACUUUGGGGAGGCGCAUACUUCAAUAAAUACAUUAGUCAAACAGACAAAUUCAUCAAUCGCGCUCACAGAAAUGGUUACAUAUCGGAAAAAUUGAAUAUUAAGGAGAUAAGCAUCAAAAGGGACAAGAAACUUUGGGAUAAAGUAAUACAUAAUAAAGAUAAUGCACUACAGGAGCUUUUACCAGAUAAAUUAAAUAGACACCUUAGGCCAAGGGGACACGAGUUUGAACUUCCAUUAGUGAGAACAGAGCGAUUUAAAAGUUCUUUUGUAAAUCGAUGUUUGUUUAACUUUGUUUAACCAAUUUUAACCUUUACCUUUUUAACAUUAUUGAUAUUUUUAUCCAUAACUGUAUAUAUCUAGUUAUUACCUUAUAGAUAUCAAUAAUUUUAUCUUAUAUAUUUUUAUAAUGUAAACUCACAGACGGGUGUUCUUGAGUAUGAAUAAAGACUGUUAUUAUAGCACUGAGCGUACGGCGACGAAUAUCUUUCACAACGGAAAAUCACUAGAGAAGUUGUAAUUUUUCCUGGCCCCAAAACGUUUCGGUGCGAAUCUUACGGUACAAAUUACUUUACUCUCUGUAUUCUGGUUUUAGAAAAAUUCACGUCUUAUUCAAUCAAAAUUCAGGCCGUCAAUUAUGUUGGAAUUGGAAACAGUUCAGCCCCUGUACUUGCUCAAACGACACUCGCCGAGCCGUUCGACGAUAAAAGCUCAAACGCUGGUGCUACCGCAGGGGCAGUGAUUGGGGGAAUACUUUUUGUUAUUCUGUUGUUGAUCGUUCUGUUUCUUCUGCGAAGAAAAAUCUUGAAAAGACGGCACAAUGAAGCAGUAACGGUAAGAAAGAAGUUUAUAUGCUUUUAUUAUAAUAGAAUAAUAUUAUAAUAAUAACACCAUGAAGUUCCAAUUCCACAUAAUAAAAGAACAUUUCGAUAUAUCUCCCUAAGAUUUAGUAAUUCACAACGGCCACCAACAAUAACCACAACUAUAAUCUGAUCUCUUGUAUUUGUCUGUCUCAAAUAAUCCCCAAUAAUUUUCAUGGUACUGAGCGCAUAUGCCCUUUUGUGCUUGGUGUGGGAAAUUGGUACACUAUAAUAAUCACCAAAAUAGUUGUAUGCUCAGCUAGCUAUACUAUCAUUACAUGCAACUAGGUUGAAAUAUAUUUCUCCUUGUUUUAUACCUGACAGGUACCAUUAACCAGAAUUAAUACUUUUGAAAGGCGAAACAUAUUAGUUUUGAAAUGUUUCGGGAGUAACGUAACUUUCAAAAUUCUAUUUCAUGACUUGAUCGACAAAUGAAGUAAUGCUCGACAUGCACAUGACAGAAAUAUAUCGGCCUAUCAUCAGCCAAUAUACAUAAGGUUACUUUAAACAAAAUUAUGGUCGAUCUUUCAAAUGAGACAAAAUAAAUAUUUGUUGUCAUGUUCACCUGUAUACAUCAUGAUAAAUUAUGAGAAAAUUACCUUCAGUAUAAAUUGAGCAUGGAGAUUGCUCAUCUUAUCACAGGGAUUUCAAACAUGGCAUUUAAGUCGCAUGGAUGGACAAGAGCCAGAGUCAGAGUCACAAACAGGUUGGUCAAAUUUGAUCUAACUGCAUGGGUACAUAUUUUUGUAUCAAUCUUUAUAGUGCAGAUUUAUCUCAACUACAAUAAUGUUUAGGUUAUUGUUUGAAUUACAGUUGCUGAUUUAGUUACAGUUCCACUUAAGGUGGCUCCCUACAGUUAAAGAAACAGCAGCGAAAAAUAAGGUCUUCAUAAUGACGCAAAAUAUUUGCUAUUUAUGUGGAAAGGGGAUUGUUUUGGAAGUAGAAAUGCUUGCGUAAUGAUUAUACUUCAAGCAUAAUCGUUCUAAAGAAGCAAAUGUGUGUUACUAUGGUAACGACGUGGCCUAAGUGACAGCAGACAAAGAUCACAUUUUGGACUAAAAAUGAAUUUAUUGACAUUUCCUUCGGUGAAAGUUUCUGAAAUUUUGCAGGUGUAAAGGGAACAUCUAGCGGAAGAUUAUCUAAAAAUUUAAGGGGGGUGGUAUAAAUUCAAUUUUUGAGAUAUUUCGCGAAAUUUGUUCCAUAAAAACUGUUUUAUAGAAUUUUUUUGAAAAUUGAGUAUGUUGUAAUAAAUUACUAGUACUUUUAAAAUUUCAGAUUAAUUGACCGAAGGAAAAAAAAGGUUAUUGCAUUACAAACCUUGGGCAGUCAUAUGGAAAACGUGACAAAAUUUCAACUCGAUAAGACACUUCAUUGCGUCACCAGUCCCAUGCCACCUUAAAGUUGCAUUUAUAUUUAGGGUUAGAGUAACAUUUUUAUACUUUUAUUUACUUACUUUUUCCACAUAUUAAUAACUGUUACCGCUAUAAGUACAGUUACAAGCAAUUGAAUUUUGCUGAAGACGAAUAUAUACACGUGUCGUUGAAUAUUGAAUGAAUAUAUAAAAUUUGUCAUUUUUUCUGGUUUGUAUAAACUACAAGCAGCAAUGCAUGCGUACAGUUAUUUUGGUAGAAACAAACUCGUCUCUAGGUGCGUUCUAGUUUGAAAUGAAAUUCUAUAAGAUUUUAACCAAAUUAAAACGAUUAAAAUAUUUUAGAUCAAUCGGAAGAUCUAUCUUAUGUGGCGAUUUUGAUGGAUUGGGAAAUUAUGCCAGACAGUCUCAAAAUGUUGGAAACAACCCUGGGCAAAGGAAAGUUUGGAAUUGUUAAGCAAGGAUUAUUAACAACUGGUGAAAGUGACCCUGAAGUUGUUGCUGUGAAAAUGUUAAAAGGUAAGAAAUUAUCUUUUAAUUAG
This is a messenger RNA of Paramuricea clavata, 9295 nucleotides long. The record is from the annotation of a GenBank genome assembly. NCBI's taxonomy places the organism in Eukaryota, Metazoa, Cnidaria, Anthozoa, Malacalcyonacea, Plexauridae.